GUGGAAAGUUGUCAAUUUGAUGAACAGUAGUAGUGCUAUGUAGAUUCAUUUCAAAUUUUUGCCCGAAAUUUGAUCUCAGAAGAUAUUCAAAAGAGGAGCCACGAAAUCGAUUGAAAUCUAUCUACCAUCAUCCCAUGGCGAAUCAGGCGAUGGCCACGAACAUUGUGAAGCUGAUUGUGAAAUCUGGCCUUAAACCCUUCAAAACGACGCCAUCGCUGCUUUCGAAUCUUGAUUCUCGGGUAACGCAAUUGGUUUUGUCUAAUCCAAGCGUUCCUACUCAGUCGUGUUUGAGUUUUUUCAACUUUCUCCGACAAAACCCUUCUCAGAAACCCGAUCUUCGGGCACAUUUAAUACUUAUUUGUAGGUUGUAUCGAGCUCGGAAGUUCGCUGUAAUGAAAAAUGUGUUGAACUUCAUCGUCAAUGAUGGAAAUCUUCGCAGCAGUACUGAACGGAUUGUUUCUUCGAUUGGAGGUGAGCUCAGUGAGCCAAAGUUUGUUGAUAAAUUUUGUGAUAUGCUGUUUAGGGUAUACGUGGAUAACGGAAUGUUUGAUUCGGCUUUGGAAGUUUUUGAUUAUGCGAGAAAGAAUGGGUUUGAGAUUGAGGAGAGAUCCUGUCUUGUCCUUCUGCUUGCUUUAAAGAGGUCUGGUAAUGUUGAAUUAUCUCUGGAAUUCUUGCGCCAAAUGGUCGAUUCAGGUGUGGAAAUAAGUGUUUAUUCGUUGACGAUUGUGGUUGAUGGGUUGUGUAGAAAAGGGGAGGUUGAAAGGGCCAAGGCUUUGAUGGAUGAACUUGUUGGCAAAGGAUUUAAGCCCAAUGUUGUCACAUAUAAUACUCUUUUGAAUGCUUAUAUUGAAAGGAGGAAUAUGAGCUGUGUAAAUGAGAUUCUUAGUUUGAUGGUGAAAGAUGGCGUGGAUUAUAGUGCAACAACGUAUACAAUUUUGAUUGAAUGGUAUUCAAGAAGUGGGAAAAUUGAAGAAGCAGAGAAGGUGUUCGAUGAAAUGCUUAAGAGAGGUAUAGAGCCUGAUGUUUAUGUUUACACCUCCAUUAUAAAUUGGAACUGUAAUUCUGGAAACAUGAAGAGGGCCUUUGCUCUGUUUGAUGAAAUGACUGAGAGAGGACUUGUUCCAAAUGCUUACACUUAUGGUGCUCUUAUAAAUGGUGCCUGCAAGGCAGGGGAGAUGGAGGCAGCUGAGAUGCUGGUAAAUGACAUGCAAAGUAAAGGGAUUGAUGUAAAUCAAGUUAUAUUCAAUACGUUGAUAGAUGGGUACUGCAAAAAAGGGAUGCUUGACGAAGCUCUAAGGCUGCAGGAUAUCAUGCAGCAAAAAGGGUUCAAGAUUGAUGUGUUUACUUAUAACAUAAUUGCCAGUGGAUUUUGUAGGUCGAAUCGGCGAGACGAAGCAAGGAGUUUAUUGCUCACAAUGGAAGAAAGGGGAGUGGCUCCAAAUGCAGUGAGCUUCAGUACUUUGAUUGACAUUUACUGCAAAGAAGGGAAUUUUGCAGAAGCAAAGAGGCUGUUGAAGGAAAUGGAGACGAAGGGCAAGGUACCUAAUGUUGUUACGUACAAUACUUUCAUUGAUGGAUAUGGGAAGAAGGGAAAGAUGGAGGAGGCAUACAAGCUGAGAGAUGAGAUGCAAGAAAGGGGGUUAAUGGCAGACACAUUUACAUAUUCAUCACUUAUAAAUGGGGAAUGUGUUCGUGGGAAUUUGGAUACGGCACUUGAACUGUUUAAUGAAAUGCCACAGCGAGGGCUAAAUAGAAAUUUGAUAACUUACACGGCAUUGAUCUCUGGGUUGUCGAAGGAUGGUAGAUCGGAUGAAGCUUUUAAAUUAUACGAUGAAAUGAAAGCAGCAGGCAUUGAACCUGAUGAUAGAAUAUAUUCUUCCUUGACAGGGAGCCUUCAUAGAGCAGGAUCUUAGUUUCGGGAUUGGAAAUUGUCAUCAACCGAAUUGAAACUUGACCAGACUGGGUGUAUUGAGCUACAAUUUACCGAAGUGUGAAUGUACUUGAACCGACUGGGAAUAUGUUUCGUGACCAAUGAAUUGCCACGAUAUGUUGUCAACCAAGUAACGGUUGGACAGUGAUUAUCCAAGAAAGGUGCUCAAGUUUCUUACCGAUCUUUAAGCAGUAUUCCAUAUGCUUAAUCUUCGCAAUGACUUUCCCGGCAGAAAAUUUGAUGGUAUAAUCGUUAUUUAUAUACGCAUGUCAUCUAUGUUUAUUCCUUGACCAUUUGAUCUUCCCACACAUAUAU
Messenger RNA from Cucurbita moschata (crookneck pumpkin), 2245 nucleotides. RefSeq names its product pentatricopeptide repeat-containing protein At2g32630. The record is from RefSeq and is a predicted model, not a curated record. The transcript is spliced from 3 exons. The coding region runs from base 135 to 1913 and encodes 592 amino acids. Gene Ontology annotation, molecular function: protein binding. NCBI's taxonomy places the organism in Eukaryota, Viridiplantae, Streptophyta, Magnoliopsida, Cucurbitales, Cucurbitaceae.